GCUAGCCUCCUUGAAAAUUUUACACAGCAAGACGUUAGAUUUAUCCCUACUGCUAAAAUGCGUCCAGUUGUCUGAGACCAUGCUCGCUUUACUUGCCGUAAUUCUUUCUUGCCUGCUCCAUAUUGGGCAGGCCGAACAAGGUGAUGUCACAAUCAGUAAGGUAUACCCAACUUCAGGGACCCUGGCAGGCGGAACCAGGAUAACAAUUUAUGGCAGCGGCUUCGGUGACAUGUAUACAUCUAGCCCUGUCGUGUUCGUCGGAUCCUUUCAAUGCGACAUAAUCAUGCAUUUGAGCAGCAGCGAGUUGCUCACGUGCGAAACAACUCCUGGUGCUGCCGGCACGUACUUCGUCACGGUCUCCUUGGGUGAAGAUAACUUUGCCACAAUAUGGGGUUUCACGUACAGCGGCGACAUCACGCCAACUCUGAAGGCGAUCAGCCCGCGUGCUGGACCACCCGGUACAGUUGUGUAUAUGUACGGCGACAACACUUGGUACUUGCAGUACCGUGACUGUGUCGAAUCAACAUGGGGAGAUCUGAGCUGCAUCGGCAGUAUCUUGUUCGGCGACUAUCUUUGCAGCCAGGACCCCACUGAUGCGAACACGGGAAUUACAUUCAACUCUGCGGACUACAAUGGACGGUAUGGGUCCAAUGUCUACCGCGUGGGAUGCUCCUUGCCAUCUCCAGACGUCAGCAAUUCGCAGCCCGCUGUCGGCACUGCUGGAAGCGUCAACGCCUCAGUUCACUUUGAGGCGUCCCUGCUUGGCGGCUCGCCACUUACUCUUCGCUCGUCGUACCAGUACGAUGUUAACGGCCAGCCAUACCACUUCCAGCUGUAUCCGGAGGUAGCCGACAUCUCCCCCGCUGUCGGCUCCAACGCUGGUGGCACUCUAAUUAUGAUUACCGGCCGCGGUUUCCCCACGUCUGCUCUUGGCCUUGGCGACACGGUCAAUGUCGCCAUUGCGGGCGUGCCCUGUGCGGUUGUCAACAGCACGUAUAGUACGAUCUAUUGUGUUACGGGACCCAAGCCCUCCACGCCGCCAUCCUCCGCAACACCCAUUGGCGGCCUGUACCCAGCCAUGCGUGGUGUGGAUUACGAGUUCUAUAAUGUUACGAACAAUACUGCUAUUUAUUUCAGCACCUUAACGCGGCUUAACAAGACCAUCUUCAUCAACAACACGGCUGGGACGGGCUCCUACAAGACGGUGCUGACGGGCGCGAUGGAGGGCCCUGACUACGUCAAGUCGUACUACUGCAGCCGCAUAAAGGCCUUCUUUACGGCGCCGCGUAACGGGAGCUACAGGUUCUAUCUGCAGGCGGACGACUAUGCCCAGUUGAACGGCACCUGGCGCCAGAGCAACGGCAUCGAGGUGACCCAGAUGCUUGUCAACCUGACGAGCUGGACGCCCGCGGACUCCUGGUCUACAUACUCAUCCCAGGCCUCUGCGCCAGUUGCUUUGAGCGCCAAUCAGAGCAUCCUGUUGGAGUCCAACCACUGCAACGGUCAAUCUGUAGGCCACCAGCAGGUUGCCGUGCGGAUGCCGGUCGAGCAGCCUCAAAGCAACUCUAUUCCCGAGGUCCAGAGCGUGUCCGUGAAGGCCAGCUUUGCACCUCACCAGGUGCUCGUUAAGUUCAUGUACGGCGCCGGCGCCAACACCACCGCCUACACGGUCACCGCAACUGCUGAUGACGACUCAAAGCUAGACAACUCUGCUGUGGGGCUGCAGCUUACGUUCAAUGGCGGGUCGCCAACCGUCGUGUUGCCGGUCACCGUGACGGGUGCAGCAAUGACCAGCCUUAUCGAGGUUGGGUUCGGGGGCAAGGGCUCUCUGGGCAGCAGCACUGGCCUCUUUGGUGUACGGAAGGUCCGCUUGCAGGGCAGCGUGAUGCUGGAGAUCGGCAUGAGCUCAAGCCUGGCCGACUCGAUGGGCUUUGAAGUAACGGCAGCACGUGUUGUCACCAUCUACACCACCAGCGCCUUCACCCCUUCCGCGUGCAACGAUAACACGUCGCUGGUAUAUGCGCCGCCUCCACCACCUCCGGCUUCUGUAGAUGUCACCGCCGGCGUCUCUGUCGUUGUCGCCUCCGCUCGGCCUGUCCCAGCCGCUAUUCCGGGUGGUUCCUUCACGCUGAGCCUGCCAUCAAGCUCGUCUCCUAUUGCCCUGUCGUACAAUGCCAACACGACUCAAGUAUAUCAGGCCGUAAAAAACCUGACUGGUCUCGACACGACGGUUACGUACAACAGCGCCAUCCGUGAGGGUGCCUACUUUGCCCGCGUCUGGACGGUCUCAUUUGCUAUUUCGGCUCUGGACAACGUCCCAACCCUGGUUGCCGUCCCCGGUGAUGACGCUCCCUCGGGUGUUGCACUCGCCACUGAGGAGCGCCUCGCCAAUCCUGCGCUCUCCGGCUACUUCUCCCUAUCGUACGGCAGUGAAUGCAAGUCUGUCAAGAUCUACUUGUCGGAUCCUUCAGCGAAGAUCAUCACCAAGCUGGGCAGCCUGCCGGGCAUGAGCGCCCCUCAGAGCGUGGAGAUCUCCGGCAGCUCGACAUCUGGGUACACUUACAAGAUCACGUAUGAUCCUGUGGGUAAUCCUGGGGAUCAGCCACCGCUGCGGGUAGCGGACAUCAGUGGGCUGGGCGGCGUUCUGCCUACCGUCACCGUCACCACAACUACCAACGGCUCCACCGACGCCUUCUACGGCCCCAUCCCCACUGAGUUCCUUAAGCUCGCGGUGGCUACCCCCGGAACGAUCGACUUGGCAGUCAAUGGCGCCCCGGCAGCGUGUCUGCACCCCUCUGGCGCGUGCAAGUUUGACUACUCUUCUGCCGCCACGCCACUGAUGACAUCUGUAGCACCCACGAACCUUUCCUUCGUCUCUGAGUCGAGCAUUCCGCUGACAAUUACGGGGAGCGGCUUCGAUGGUGGUUCCAGCGUUGAGGUUUUGGUUGGUAAUACUACAUGCAACGUCACCUCGGCUUCUGCGACCCAAAUCAUCUGCACCGUCCCCGACACGGCUCCUGCUGGAAUCCGUCUGGUCACUGUUAAUGUUGGAGGCCUUGGCUUUGCUCAGGGCGCCACCAAUGUAACCAUUGAGACGUUGUACGUGACAGGAUCUGCGCCUGCCCUACUGUCAGUUUCCGGAUCUGGUUCAUCCGUAUUCAAGCUGAUGGGCAAGGGCUUUGACCAUGUCAACUGCGCCAACAACAAGGUGCUGGUUGACGACGUGCAGUGCGGUGUCGUGGCCUGCGGCGCUAACUACGUAACUGUCAUCUACCCCGGCAACGGUGGAAGCGACGUGGCAGCAGCAGAUGUCACUGCUCAGGUUUUUGAGCGCAACGGUCUUAUCGAUCAGGACGUCCCCGAUGCCGUCAAGGUUCAGGUCUCUGGAUCUGCGCCCGUCAUUACCGGUAUUACAAGCGCCACGACCAUGCCGGGCUCGGGAGGCCCAGUCUCAGUGAGCCUUGACGGCGCGACAGCCAGCGAUGUGGCGUCUAUGUACCUGGUGCCGUACAUCUCGUCCCGCACAAACUACACCGCGUUGUCAACCUCCUUUUCCCGUCGCAUCUUAUGCGGUGGCGUGGCCGCAGCAGCUGGCGGCGUGGGCUGCAACAGCACGUACACUCCCAACGGUCGUUACCACGUGCUGGUCGUCCUAAACUCGGGCCUGCAGCUGCUGUCCGAUGACACCAUCCUGUUCGACUUGUUCAUCUCCAGCGUCUCACCCAACCUGGGCAGCAUUGGCGGCGGCACCUUGCUCACCAUCACGGGUGGCGGCUUCAGCCCUGUGGUCUCGGAGAACGUCGUCUUCUUGACCGUGCCUGUUUCCACCACCUUCCUAAACGGUAUUAUUGAGUGCGUGGGCGAGACCGUAACGCCAACGGAGCUGACGUGUCGGACCAAGCCCCACCUUGCUGCAAACUCGGAUGCAAAUGACCCGUACGCCAAGAACGUCAUGCCUGUUCCUACGCAAGCGAAGCCCAUCGUGGUCGUGCUGUGCAACUCAACCUAUAACAUCACCGUCCUUCGCGAGUAUUGCUGGUCGCUGGAUACUUCAGCACACUCCCGCUGCAACGGGACUUCAUGCAACUUCGGAUAUUCCACAGUCCUUACCCCUGCCAUCUCGGGUAUCACACCUGAUCGUGGCUACAGCGGUUUCAACUUGGCGGUUUUGGGUGUCUACCUUGAGGACAUUACAGUCGUGGAGUUCAUGCAAGGCAAAACGGUUAUGGGUCUUGGUAGCGAUGUGAUAGUUACCGCUGACGACUUGAACACCACCGCCAACGGGACCCUGGGCUACAACGUUACCUGUGUCGCCCCGGACCUGCCCGCCGGGAUCUACAACAUCCGCAUGAAAAAGGCCAACGGCGAGAUGUCGGUCGAUCCGCUUGCAGAGGGCAUCUUCACGUAUACGGCAACCAUUGUCAGCUUGUCCAACAAUGCGGGAUCUCUUGCGGGCGGCUUGCCAUUGGUCCUCACCGUCGGUGGUACCGGGCUUGUAGUUGGUGAAAAGAGCGCCACUGCAAAUAAGGUGACCAUCGCCGGGCUGCCGUGCCCCAUCGUAUCAGUAGACAGCGCUACGCAGCUCACGUGUACGGCGCCUGGCAUCAACGGCUACGUGUAUGCCGAGUACUGGAACUUGGGCGCAAGCACCUCUUCAAUGCCUGACCUCCUUACGUAUAUUCAACCAGAUCUGGCACGUCUUGAAAAGGGCAGCAACUUUGACUGGUCAUCCGCGUCACCGCUGAUUGGCACCAUCAACACGGAUUACUGGGGUGCGCGCUUCACGUUCUACCUUCAGACUGAUCAAGCAGAGAACACCACCUUCUUCGUCACUGCGGAUGAUGCGGCUCGUUUGUACGUUGACGGCGUGCUACUAGGCUCCAAUGGCUACCUCAACACCUUGUUAAGGAAAGGUGUCCACAAGGUUGUGAUGACGUUCGUGGAGUACACCGGCCUCGCCACUUUAAAGAUUCUGGCAUCUCCGGCGUCGUCUAACUCCUUCACUGCCUUGGCAUGGCAGAAGGUCACACCCUUCCCUCCAGGCACGGCGCUGCCGGUGGUGCUGACGGUCAAUGGUGUGGUUGCAGACACGCUUUGCCCCCCUACGUACCUUACCCUAAAGCUUCCUAACCAGCCCCUGCUGCCUGCGGAGUCGUCACGGCUGUAUCUGCGGAACGCCACCUGCAAUUACGUGUAUUCUUCGUAUCGUACGCCCACGCUCUUUUCCGUUCAGCCAACUGCACCUGGCGGCUUGGUCCAGCCUUCAUUCAUCGGGACCAACAGCGUCCUUACCAUUUACGGCGACUUCUUGACGGAUCCCAGCUCCGGAGCGGACAGUAUCACCAUCACUAUUGCCAAUCAGUCGUGCCCAAUUACGGAUAUUUCCGUGUACGCGGCCAAUGCGACGUUUAACACCACGCGGAUUAACUGUACAGCACCUGCCGUACCCGUAGGCACAUGGCCGGUGAACAUUAUGGUAGCUGGCUUGGGUCUGACGCGUCCUACUGCGUCAGCGACUACGGACAUGCCGGUGGUGACCUACUCCCUGAAGGUCGUCUCCUACAACAGCCCUACCUUCUCCUCUCCAGUUACCAGCUGCCAGUUCUCCAUGUUUGGUGGCGGCACUCUGAACAUCAGCGGAUAUGGCUUUGUAAAGGGGCUGGUGGACGCUUCUCUGCAGCGCAGCAUGACAGCGGUGUGGGAUAGCACCACUUGCACCACCGCAAGCGCAGCUACGCCCACCUGUCUCGCCGCAACGUCUGGGCACCUCAACCUCACCGCAACCGCCUGCGACGGCCCUACUGCAGUGUACCGGUUGCCGCGUUUCGCCUUCACCAACCCCCAGGCUGUUGCUGGCAACAGCAGCGCCAAGGCUACCUUGCGUUAUAAGCCGCGGGUGUAUUACACCAACACUAGUCCGCUCACGUAUGCCGAUACUCCGGGCGCCGAGCAGCUUUACUUCUGCGGCCUCCGCACUCCAGCCCUCUCCAACGUUUCUCCUGCCACAGCGGCGCCUGAUGCUGGUGCGGCCGGUACCGCCACCCUCUCGCUAACCUGGUUCCUUGGGGGUGUUGGCACCAACAACGACACCAUUGCCGCCACUGCUGUCGGUUCUGCCAGCAAUGCGACGGUGGAGUUUGAGAGCGGCCCUACAGUGCUGACUUGUGCUGACCCCGUCGUGACCACCUCCAUCAUUACGGCAUCUACGUACAGCGAAUCCGUCUCCUGCAAGCUGCCUACCUACAUGCCAGCGUCUAACUACACGCUGUGGCUCUGCAUCCAGCCCUUCGGCUGCGGUCUUCUGCCUGCUUACCCUGUGCCGCUGACCGUCUCAGCUGCUACUCCUACCGUCGGCAGCAGUGCUGGCGGCAUCACUGUGACCAUCACUGGCAGCGGCUUCGACACCAAUGCUACCCGCGUCUCCGUCCGCUUUGGCAACAGCACCUGCAAGGUUGUCAGCAGCACUGCUACCGCCAUCACCUGCGUCACAGGAGCGCUGGACGCCAAGCCAGCUAGCUCAAUCGCAGCGCCGCUCUCAAUAACACCAACCAUUGGGGCGAGCGAGACCACCUAUCCCAGCCUAACCUUCACCUUUGACCCUGCGCUGGAGUCUACCGUCUCGUCUAUUAUCCCACCGCGUGGUUCCACGGAGGGCGGGACACCUGUCGUACUAACUGGCACCAACUUCCAAACUGGCGUAACCACCACCGUUACCAUUGGCGACACAGCUUGCGGCUCCGUCGUGGUGCUGAACGACACCGCCAUCUCUUGCACCACUGGCAAGCCGCCGUCGACUGUGCUGCGCGUGCCAUUGCCGGUGUCCGUGUAUCAGGAGGGCCGUGGCGGUGCACGGAGCUCAGUGUCCUAUCAGUAUAUCGACCUAUGGAGCCGCAACAGCACGUGGGGUGGCGGACCGCUACCUGGUUUUGAAGAUUCGGUUCUCAUUCCUAAGGGCGUCACCGUGCUGCUCGACAUCAGCCCGCCCAAGCUGUUCUUCCUCGUCCUGGAGGGUAACCUGGUGUUCGAUGAUACCAAGGACUACAUCAACCUGCAGUCGCAUUACAUCUUGGUCAAGGGCGGCAACUUCACCAUCGGUUCUGCGGAGAAGCCCUACCCUGGCCGCGCCAACAUCACCAUGCAUGGGGCCCCUAACAGCCGUGACCUGCCUAUGUAUGGCGCCAAGUCCCUUGCCAUUCGUGAUGGAGUUGUCACCUUCUUCGGGCAGCCGAAGAUACCUGUCUACACUGUCCUUAACCAGACGGUGGAUCCGGGGGCAACUGAAAUCACUGUUAACGGCAUGGUCAACUGGCAGGUUGGCGAUCGCAUCAUCAUUACUAGCAGUAGCUUCCUGCCGGAGGACUUUGACGAGGCUGUCAUCACGGCACUGGACAACACGACUGUACCAGGCUGCACAAUCAUCUCCAUCGACCCGCCACUCCAGUAUACCCAUCUGGGCGAGAUCCACUCGCAAGCCGGCGUGCCAAGGCCCCUCGACAUGCGUGCAGAGGUUGCGGUCUUGACACGUAACAUUGUCCUGCAGGGUGAUUACGAUAGCGCGAAGUACAUGUAUGGCGUUCAGGUCAUGGUCAACUCGCCCAGCUACCUGCCGCGAGCCCUUGCCCGUUUUGACAACAUUGAAAUUACGCAGUCUGGCCAGGCGUUCCGGCUGGGCCGCUACUCCAUGCAUUGGCACAUGCAUGGCGACGUCGCUUUCCAGUCUUGGGUCCGGGGAUGCGCUAUCCACAACACCUACAACCGUGCCAUUACUGUCCACGGCACCCACCGCUCUAUCAUUAAGAACACGGUGGCGUUCAACACAAUGGGCCACACGUUUUUCAUGGAGGAUGGCAUUGAAACGGGUAACCUAAUGGAGUACAACAUCGCCAUCUACAACAAGCGGUCUGACGCGCUGCUUAUCUCGGACACCACUCCAGCCCAGUUCUGGAUCACCAACCCCAACAACACUGUGCGCCAUAACGUUGCCACGGGCUCACUCUCGUACGGUUACUGGUAUCGCAUGCUGGACUACCCAGAUGGACCUUCCGCCACGACGACGGUCUGCCCCAAGUUCACGCCCCUCCUCGAGUUCACGAACAACACCGCCCACUCCAACCAGUUUUACGGGUUCCGUAUCCAUCCCGAGUACUAUCCGAGGAAUAACCCGUGCAAUGGCUUUACGGGAACCUUCGCCCAGCAGCCAGCCGUCUUCAACGGUUACAGGGCUUACAAGAAUGGCGUGAAGGGUUUUAUUGGCUCGCAGUUGGGUUGGGUCCAGAUGACCAACGCGGUCCUUGGCGACAACGGCGCGGGCCCUAAGACGCAUAUUGUUAGUGGCAAGGAUAACGGCGCUAACUGGGAGAUCUCAUGGCAAGUGGACGACCGCAAUCGCUUCAAUGUUGCGCUGACCGAGAUGGCCGGCCUCAUUAACGCUACCUUGUAUGCGCGGACCACGACGGGCAUGCACGGCACUGCUGGUUACUGGCCCUCCAGUCGUCGGAAUACAGGAAUUAUCGCGCAUAGUCCCGUGAGAGGUCACCCCCGCCACUCAGCGCUGAUGAGUCUAAUUAACGUGACCUUCGUCGACUACACCCCAACCACCGGCUCCAACUUCUUCGCGUUGGAGCACUGCGGCAAGUGCAAGAACUAUCAGGGCGGUGCUACUUGCUUCACGGCCAACCUCACCUUCUUCAAUUCGGACGGUAGCUUGCCAGCGCUGUCGUACUGGAGCUGGGGCCACCAGGGUAUCUUCGUGGACACUGACGGCACGCUCAUUAACAACAAGACGCUGCCUCUGGAACUGCUACCAAACUCUACUGCCAACUGGACGUACGGUCCCGGCACCUCUUGGCAUUCGGCUGUGGAGAGCGAGUUAUUUGAUCCUGCGGAGUGCGUCUACAUCCGGGACUCGUACGUCAGCAACAAUGGUGCCUACUGCAGCCCUGCCCUCACCUUCAGGCGCAUUAUGCUUAACGGUCACUAUCCCGAGGCUCUGGCAUCAAGAGACCUGAUCGUUGUGUCGCUUGCAACGAACCGUUCUUCGGUGGUACAUGAAACACAUUACAACGAAGAUGGCUAUCAAUUCACGGUUGCGACGGGACGCGACUACUCAGUUCAUUGGGGGGUACCGUUCCGGCUGGACCCCGAGUAUUACACGCUACACAAGAUGGACCUUAUGGAUGGCCCGCACUUCGUAUACGUGACGAGCAAAAUCCUUCAGGUCAAGGACCACUGGACAGUGAAUAGCAAGACCUCCAACCUCACGGCCUUGCCGGCGGCGCUGCCCAACACGACCCAUGGGUCGUUCUACUACAACAAGACCCUGUCCUUCAACAGCUGGUGGUGGAGUAACCGUACCUACAACGACACUAAGUUCACAGUCUUUGUGAACGGUCGCACUGAUAGCUCUCUGCACGUAAUCUCCUAUCCUUGCCCCGAUACCGGCUGUACUGAGGUCCCGGAUACUGUGGUAGACAUCCGUAACGGCACCCUGUACUGGUCUGACAACUCCACCUGGACAAACCGGGUCGGUGGCAAGCCUAAGAUGGGCGAGAACGUGACUAUCCCUUACGGCUGGGACCUCGUAAUUGAUGAAUCCCCGCCGCUUCUCCAGUUCCUAAGUAUCCAAGGUAGCGUCCGCUUUGAUGCAACACGUGACAUCACGCUAAGCGCCACCUACAUUUUUGUGAUUGGCAAGGGAUCUCUCACCGCUGGUAGUCCUUCAUCGCCCCAUCCGACGGGUGUUACGAUCGUUCUGAAUGGCACCCGUGAUACCCCGGAUAUAGCCAUUGACAACUCUCUGAACCUGGGUUCCAAGGUGCUGGCGGCAAUCUGGGGUGGCACCAUCGAUCUGCAUGGCCGUCAGGUCAAUCAGCGCUGGCUCCGCCUCAACGUUGCUGUCAAGCCCGGAGACACGAACAUCACCAUUUCCCAUGGCAACCAUGGCUGGCGUGUUGGAGAUAAGAUCCUUAUUACCUCUACUACCUAUAACUGGAAGCAAAGUGAGAUCCGCAACAUCACCGCCAUCCUGAACAAUGGCACGGUGCUUCGUCUCGAUUCACCACUGGAGCACCCUCACGGUGCGGUGGUUAAGGGCUACCCUGGAAGCCCAGUCGUGGACAUGCGUGCCGAGGUUGCCUGCCUUUCCUCUAGCAUCCUCAUCACCGCCAAAGACGGCCCUUCAACGCACGCCUAUGGCGGCGAGUACUUUGGCGCCCGUGUGGUGGUCUCGGGCAACUCCACAGGCCGCUUCGGCAACAUUGCCAUGGAGUAUUGCGGGCAGGGCGGCUUACCAGAUCGCGCAUGCGUUUUCUACGAUCGCCUGACCAACGUUAGCGCCUCCAUUACCAGCUCUAAUUCCAGCAGUGAUACGGUCGUGCCUAACCCCAGCUUCCUUAGGGGCAGCGCUUUGGUAUAUGGCCUGAACAACAACGUGCGCAUUGGUGGAGACCCCUACAUCCAUAAUCCAGUUGAAAUCACUGGGAACGUCAUGUUUGAGGCCUACGAUACCCACAGCGUGGAUGUCGAUACUUCGAAAAAUAAAAUUAUUGGCAACUUGGUCGUGGGUACCAUUAAGGAGAUGAACGGUAAGAGUAGCAGCGACCUUUACAUGCCAUCGACAUUCAACAUUCUCUCUGCUAGGAACUGGGUAGAGGACAACGUUGCUGGUGGCUCAGAGCGGUAUGGCUACACGCAUUACGGCCUGCCGUGCGGAAACUUCACGGAGGGUUCCUUCCGGAACAAUUCCGCGCAUGCCUCAUUGUCUGGCAUGUGGCUGCGUGCCAGCAAUGAGUCAGUUGAUGCUGGCUGCACCGUAAUCCGAAACUUCACAGCCUACACGAGUUGGGAUUUCGGUCUGAUCACAACUCGCGGAAUUUGGACAAACGUUUGGCUUGAGGACGUUAACGUCCUAGAUAGCAAGCAUGCAGGCGUUACCAUCCUCCGGAUUGGUGCCAUGACGGAUAAGGCAAAUGCAUACUGGAAAGGAGGCCUCCUUGUCGGCCAGUCGAGCCCUGAUGUGUGCACCUACUGCACUAAGAAGAAGGACAUUGGCUGCCACCAGAAGCUCUCCGUACAAUCUUACAAUCAGGGUGAUCCUUUCUCACCGUCCAUGGGAAUUCAGUCAGCACAGUUUGCCCUUGAUUUCGGCCCCGGGCCUGAGAAGAAACCGUAUGAUAAGGCCAAGGGCUAUUCCCUUGCGCAGGGCAUGUUCAAUGUUACUGGUGUGACAUUGGCGGACUACUAUGGUCCAAAGGACUGUGGUGGUUCAGGUGCCGGAAGCUACGCCCUUGCUAACCACCAUUUGGGUUUCGAUGCUUUCUUCCCCCACUUCUUUUCCAACAUGACUGUCAUCAAUGUUGCAAGAGGUGAAACCCAAGGCUUGGUGCUCCACACACCUGCUGACCCUGGCUGGCGCAAUGAGCGUGAUUGCUACGACAUCGAGUACAAGCGCGCCGAUGGCACCAUCAUUCCGCUCAACUGCGCGGGCCCUAACCACGUCUACUGGCGUGACCUUGAUGGCUCCCUCUUUGGUCAAGCGGGCACGAUUGCUGGUCAGUUCUUGGGCGGUCAACGUGUCUUCCCCAUGGACCAAGGCACCGCCGUGGUCCCUGGCCCAUGCACGUACUCACCCAUCUUCAAGUCUUACAGCUGCGUUACUGGCUCGUCCAACUUCCUGCUUGAUCCGCGCCUCAAGCCCAACCCCAUCCCUCCAAUGGGUAUCUUUGGUGACCCACAACACUUCGUGCUUGAGAGCCGUGAUAAGGACAGCGAGGAUCGCAACUUCAGCCCUGUCUUCUUUAACGUGUCGGGCUCCAUUGACCUGGUUGUAAACGCCAAGGACUACGGCUGCUGCUUCUCCUACGGCUGCCAGAAGCGCCUAUCCACCUUCUGGACACACCUCCCCAGUGGGCACACCGUAUACAUCAACUUCACCGGCACGCCUUCGCAGAAUUUCCGGCUCUGGUUCCCGUAUGCGGACCCGGAUAAGGAAAUCAUCCUUGUUAUCAACUACAUGUAUACGCUGAACCGCCGUUACGUCUACCUGCCGCCUGGUAACGGAGACUACACGGGCCGUGUGACACCUCAGACUCAGCCGCCUAAGAUUGGCGACGGCACGGGCCAUGGCGACUACUAUUGGGACCAGAACAACACGCUGAUGUACGUGAAGAUGACGGGCGGCUACUUCCUGGAGAUUCGUACUGAGAGCGCGGUGCUGGUUUCUCAAAACUUUGCCCUCACCAUCGACCAGUUCUACUCCACUGCCCAGCUAUUCCUAACCAACUUGGCUGGCGCAAUGGGUGUUGACCUGAACCGCCUGUACAUCGCCAAGAUUGUUCCCGGAUCGACUCAGGUCACGACCGGCAUCACUCCUGUGGUCAAGACCCCAGCUCCGCUGCCUGAGCUGCCACUCACCGGUGGCUCGGAUCCUGGAGACCCGCCUCCAGAGUACUCGCCACCACCGCCAUCGCCUCCGCCCUCACCGCCGUCCACGCCCCCUCCUCCUGACAACUCGGGGUCGGGUUCGACCACCACCGAGGAUAUUGGAGACCUCGUCAGCGCCGUCCUCGCCUACAACAAGGCGGUCUCGGACCCUGAAGCCGCUUCUGUCCUGGGUGUCGCUCCGCUGGGCGCCCCUGUCACAGACAUGAGCGGUGUCACCGGCACGGAUGCUUCGCUCUCGCAGGCUGUUGCGCAGUCUCUCGUGGAAGCCGGCGUUGAGGUUGUUGAUACCAGCUCACCACCACCGCCACCUCCCUCGCCGCCUUCACCACGUCCGCCUCCUCCUUCACCCUCCCCUCCUUCACCCACUCCACCAUCCUCUCCUCCGCCGUCCAACCCCCCUCCCUCUACAGUUCCGCUGCCACCGUCACCAGCGCCAUCACCCCCGUCUCCUCCCACACCACCCCCCUCCGUUCCGCUUCCUCCCGCUCCUCCCUCACCUUCCCCGCCCACUCCUCCACCCCCGCUUCCGCCUUCCCCUUCGCCCCCACCGCCUCCGUCCCCUCCUCCGCCGCCUCCGUCGCCGCCCGCCCCUAGCGGCCCUGUCUACUGGUCGAACUCCACCACAUGGACCCACAGGGGUGGCAAGCCCAAGGAGGGAGAGAACGUGACCAUCCUGGAAGGCUGGGAGGUGGUGAUUGACGAAUCACCACCGUCUCUCCAUGUCCUAACUGUUCAGGGUUACCUGCGCUUUGACCCGACUAUCGAUAUCGAGCUUGCCGCGACUCAUAUCUUGGUGAUGGGCAAGGGUGUUUUCCGUGCCGGUACCCCGUUGGAGCCGCACCCGGCCGCUGUUACCAUCCAGCUGAACGGCUCACGCACCACGCCUGACAUCACGGUCCAAGGUGUUGUGCUGGGCUCCAAGGUGCUGGCGGCCAUCCUCGGUGGCACCAUCGACUUGCACGGUCGCCAGGUUGGAGAGCGCUGGACCCGCCUCAAUAUUGCUGCUGCACCUCGAGACACGAACAUCACCGUCGCCAACCCCAACCACGGCUGGCAAGUGGGCGACAAGAUCCUCAUCACCUCCACUACUUUCAACGUCUGGCAGAGCGAGAUCCGCAACAUCACCGCCAUCAGUGUUGACGGCACUCAGCUGACGCUGGAUGAGCCACUGGAGUACCCACACGGCUCGCUGGUCAAGGCCUACCCCGGUGGCCCGACGGUUGACAUGCGCGCUGAAGUUGGCCUCCUUUCCUCCUCCAUCCUUAUCGAGGGCCGCGCGAACACGUCAGUGUUCAGCAGCGACCUGUAUGGUGCGCGGGUGGUCGUGUCAGGCAACUCGACGGGUCGCUUCAGCGGCAUUACUAUGGAUUAUUGCGGUCAAGCGGGCGUGGCAGGCCGCACUUGUGUCCUCUUCGACCGUCUGGGCAACGUUCGCGCUGGCGCCGUCAACACCAGCGGUUCGGACUCUGAUGCACGAAUCCGUAACCCCAGCAUGCUGCGCAGCAGUGCGCUGGUAUGGGGUAUGAACGGCAACGUGCGUGUGGCCGGCAGUGCCAGCGCUGACCCCGUCGACAUCACCAACAACGUGAUGUUUGUGGCGUACGAAGGCCAUGGCAUUGACGUUACCAGCAUCAACAACACGGUCAACGGCAACCUGGUCCUGGGCUCCAUGAAGGAGAUGAGCGGCAACCACACCGCUGACGUGGGAACACCCGCGUCCUUCAACAUCCUUUCAGCCCCCAACUGGGUUGAGAACAACGUUGCGGCUGGCUCUGAGCGAUACGGCUUCGCCUACUACGGCAUGCCUUGCAACCAGUCGUUCACAUCUGGCUCGUUCCGCAACAACACGGCACAUUCCUCUCUGGUGGGCUUGUGGCUGCGGGCUAGCAACGAAUCGCUGUUGGAUGGCUGCACGCUGCUUCAGAAUUUCACGACCUACAUGAACUGGGACUAUGGCAUUAUAUCGACCCGCGGCAUUCCCACGGACGUUCUGUUUGAGAAUGUUAACGUGCUGGACACCAAGCAUUCGGGCGUCACACUGCUCAUGUCGGGUGGCAUGCUGGAGGAGGCUAGCGCGGAGUGGCGUGGCGGCCUGCUGGCGGGCCAGUCCAGCCCUGAUGUGUGCGCUGCCUGCGCUAACCUGACGGAUGCUGGCUGCCACCAAAAGCUCUCCACCCGCUCCUUCAACAAGCAGCUGCCUUUCACGCCGGCUGUGGGCUUGCAGUCAGCCCAGUUUGCUCUGGGCUUUACAGUCGGUCCCGAAAAGGCACCGUACGACAGGCCUACUGGCUAUGCCCUUGUGCACGGCGCUGUCAAUAUCAGCGGUGUUACCUUGGCGGACUUCUCGGGACCGACCGGCUGCGGUGGCGUGGGCAGCUACGCACUGGCGAACCAUCCGGAAGCAGCAGAUGCUUUCCAUCCUCACUUCUUCUCCAGUAUGAAUGUUGUCAACGUCACAUCGAGUACGUCGUCGCAAGGCAUGUUCCUGCACACGCCGCCGAACCUGGCCUGGCGGAAUGAGAGCCGCUGUGGUGUUGCCAACUACACGCUACCCGACAACAGCACCAUUCCGCUCAACUGUGGGGGCCCGGCGCACGUCUACUGGCGCGACCUGGACGGAUCACUCAUCUCUGGUGGCAAUGCCACUGCCGCGAGCACCAUUGCUGGUGUCUUCCCUCAGGGUCCCCGUGCAUUCCCCAUGGACCAGGGCACCCCCUUGCUGCCUGGCCCAUGCGCCUACUCGUCUGUCUACCACUCGUACAGCUGCUCAGCCGGUGCCUUUGACCUGGAGCACUUUGUGCUUGAGAGCCGGGACAACGACACUGAAACGCGCAACUUCGGGCCCGUCCUUUUCAACGUGUCUGGCUCUGCUGAUGUGGUCCCGGCGUCCAUGAACUACGGGCCUUGCGCCAACAGCACUUGCCUGAAGCGGCUGUCCACAUUCUUCACGUACCUUCCGACCGGCCAGACCGUCUACGUGAACUUCACCGGCACGCCACCUCGCAGCCUUCGCUUGUGGCUGCCUUAUGCUGAUGUCGACAGGGAGCUGGUGGUUGUUCUCAACUACCCAGCAGCGCGCAACCGGAAGCUUGUGUACCUGGCCCCUGGUAACGGUGCAAUGUCGGGUGGCUUGACGGCUGAGUCCCAGGCUGUUGCAAUUGGUGACGGCAAGGGCCACGGGGCUUACUAUUGGGACCAGAGCAGCUCGCAGCUGUACGUGAAGGUCAAGGGGGGCAAGUCGCUGGAAGUUCGGACCGAGAACGCAGUGCUGGUUUCCCAAACUUUCGCACUCACGGUGGACGAGUUCUAUGCGACAUCUGCUGCGUUCAUGACCAACCUGGCUAACGCAACGGGCAUCGACGCAAGGCGGAUGUACAUCCUCAAGGUGGUUCCUGGCUCAGCUGUGGUUACCAUCAGCAUUGCCUCGGCCCCAGCCAGCUUGCCGAAGCUGUCUGAGCUGUCGCUCUCGGCUGUUGUCGACCCCACGGACCCUGUGGACCCCGCGUCUGCUGUCCUCGUGUCGCCUUCUCGUCGCCUGCUCGACACCACUUCCUCGCCCAGCAGCGAGUUGGCGGACCUGGUGAAUGCAGUGGAGGCGUUCAAGGCUGCCGUGGCGGACCCCGCGGCUGCCACCAAGCUGGGAGUCACCCCAGUGGGAUCCCCCAUUGUGGAUGUAGGCAGCCUGACCAGCCUCGACCCCACCCUCGCCCAGGCUGUGUCGCAGUCCUUGUCCAACGCCGGUCUUACCGUCGUGGACUCGACCCAGCCAACUUCUGAAUCCAAGUCCACAGACAGCCCGCCGCCACCGCCUGCCUCGACAGCCUCACCGCCACCACCGCCGCCUACAAGUAGCGCUCAGCCGGCCGUUCCCAGUGGUGGAGCCCCUGACGACGGUGGCUCGGGUGGCUCUCAGCCGCUGCCCUCACCCUCACCCUCGCCCUCGCCCUCACCUAAGCGGUCGUCUUCAGGAGGAGGUCUAAUAAAUGUCCCCGGUGCUGUUGCUGGUGUGGUAAUUGCCUGCGUGGUUGCAGCGGUCAUAGUUGCAGCUGCUGUGGUCGUUAUCAACCGCCGUGCAGCCAAGCGACCUCGGCCUGAGUCUCCGCGCGACGAGCAGCGUGCACCUUCUAACGCCGCUGUGCUGCCGCUUGCGAGCCGUGCAAGCGCCAGUGGCAGUGUGCGCGAGGCCUUCGUGGUCAGCAGCCCUACCAGCGUUACCAACCCUACAAGCCCUGCCGGCUGGGAGCGCCCAGAGCGCAGGCCGCGGACUAGCUGCCCGGGCCAUACCAUGGAGGCCGAGGGUGAACAACGUCAGCACAGUGGUGUCCCUGACACUCCGCGUUCCAGCGUGCUGGCUGCAGGCCUCCAUCCGUCGAACCCGGCUGAGGUCAUUCACCCGCUUGUGAAACAGCCUCACAAUGCACCUCUUGUGCCGUCGUUACCCCCACUGGGAGCAGUGGUUGGUGAGAGCUUCAACCAACGGACAAAGGCGCCGGCUGAACUCAACGACGGUCUGUCCAGAAUCUCAGCACCCUCCCUUUCACCCAGGGACCUGGCUUCAGCAAUGGGCAACACGUCUCAGGCUAGGCGCAUGAGCUAUACGCCUGGCAAUGAAUCCGACGCCGCCGCUUUGGGCGCCAUUCUUGCUACCGCCAACCAGCAGCACGGCGCUGGGGCUGGCAACGGCAGUGGCAGCCGACCCGGCAGUGCACGGCCGACAUUGUGUGAGUCGGAGCAGGAUGGAAGUGAUGGCGUGGAGACUACUGUGACGCCCGUGCAGCACAACAUUAUGACCCAGGAGUCGUUCUAUCCCCGCAAGCCUCGCCCUGGCAGCGGCAACCCCGUGCACACCGCUGGCGCCGAGACAGUUGCAGCUGAUGCCGACCAGGCAGGUGCAGAGCGUGCGCCGGCGCCCGGAUCACCGCCGAAGCCAGGUGCAGCACCCCGCCCCACCAUGAUGCUGCCUGGCGGCAUGCUCUCGUUCGAUGCAACGCCAUCGCUCCUGCGCAGUGAGGUUGCCGCCAUGAUUCUGGCGGCUAGCGGUGCUGAAGAGGGGACAUUGGAUAACGGCCAGGGGGCAGAGGCUAGCGCACCAGCGGCGCGCACUCCAGCAGGCCUGCACAGUGACAGCAUGCGGAAGCGUGAUGAUGCGUAGGUCGAUGAAAGGUUUCUGCAUGACCGUUAGGUACUGCUGUAGUCACUGCAACCUCCAUGCAGCGAGUCCUGCGGUAGAUAUAGAUUUAGAUAGCAUGCGGAAGCGUGAGGAUGCGUAGGUGUAUGGAGGUUUCGGUUAAGCACAGUGGCCACAUGCAACUUUACCGCAACAAGCCGCGCAGUAGGUUUUCAUGUGCAGGUUGUGUGACGUGGUUCAACACUCUACGUACCGGCAUUGGGAUUGGAAGCGGGAGCGUUUAACUGUGCAUUGUUGUUGAGGACUUUGGGUCGUGAAGUGCCCAAAGUGGUCAGGGUGCAUAGCCUUAUUUACCGGUAUGUGGAAGGCUGCAGACCUCAUUCAUGGGAGACAUAAAGGGGGUAUAAGGCGCACAAGAUGUCUUUUUGUCGCCGCCGCACCGUGCUUUCGUAUGUACUGCGUUUCUCCGCCCGUACGUUGGCAUGGGUGUGUGAAUAGAUGCCGUAGUUGUAGUAGUUCGUGACGCUAGCAAUUCUUACUUGCUUCCCGCCAUUCCAUGCCACAUCGGAGGCCCUCGCAAGUUGUGUAUUGGAGUGGGCUGCCUGCAAUUCUUCCUUUCCCAGUCUGCGUUCGUAGGACGUUACAGAUCAAAUACCAACCACCUCAUAGUAGCGCUUCCGGUAAGGAUUUUCUGCACGUAUGCUGUAUGCGAUCAGGUCGCCUCUAGAGUUACAGAGGACGUCUGCGUUAUCCUAUGAACCUUGCCCGGGACUGCAAAAGUGUUUUCUGAGCAAUCACUCGUUGAUUUCGUCUUCUGUGUCGUUGUGAUUGCUUCAUGUUCAUUAAAAGCGUUUAGGGUACUGCAUGAUGCAGUACUCCAUUGCCAAUGGUAGUGCACGCACGUGUGGGGCCCCCUUUCUGCGUAGCUAGAUACAUUAUACCAAGCCACGUUUGCAGCUGAAAGC
Astrephomene gubernaculifera is the source of this 18534-nucleotide messenger RNA. The record is from the annotation of a GenBank genome assembly. NCBI's taxonomy places the organism in Eukaryota, Viridiplantae, Chlorophyta, Chlorophyceae, Chlamydomonadales, Astrephomenaceae.